AUGACUGCUCAAGCAAAUAGAUGUAUAAGUUCAACAAAUGAACAUGAUAUUGAUUUAGAAAAUUGGAUUAUUCGAGUAAAGAAGCUUCAAGAAGAUCGUAAUGGGGAAGAUGAGGAACGUGAUAGGAAGCUAGAAGAGGAAAUUUUAGCGGAAAGGCAAGCUAGACAUGAGAGAAGAGCACAACGGGAACUUUCUUUAUCUCCUGAUAGACUUAAACCUGUUUCAUGUGCUAGUUCUCGGCAUUCUAUUUGUUCUUUAUCAAAUUUAUUUAAGGAAAAAUGUUCUACUAAAACUGAUUUGCCAAAUACAGUUUGUUAUAAGGAUUCUUUUGAGGAAAAUAUUAAUAAAUAUUCCAAGAAUUUUUCUGAAAUAUCAGAGCAAGCAUAUAUUUUAACUGACAUGCAUACGAAAGAAGACAGUUCAUCUUCAGCUUUAGGAACAUCUGCAGAUAUUGAGAAUAAUCAGGCAUGUAAUUAUGAAGCUCUUUCUUUUCAGGCAAAAGAGUCUUUAUAUGCAUCUCAGUUGCGAUCUAAGGAUGUUUCAUAUGCUUCAUCUAUCUUAAAAGUUAAAGAAAUUGAUAAAAUGGAACCAGGAGUGCUAGAAAAUAAACAAAUGCCUUUGAAAAAUCUUUCUAAUACUAUUCUUUCUUCAGGAAACCUUGAAAAUUGUAAACCAGUGUCAUCUCAAAAUUUUAUAGAUGUUAGUUCAAGCCCUUAUUCUUCGCCUUCUCUAAUAUCAUCAUAUUCUGAUACCUUAGUUUCAAACAGAUUAUUAGGAAGUGAUUUGCCAUCAUUAAGCCCAACUAAAGGAAGUUUUGUGCAAAGUGCUGCAAUGAAAAAUAAUGAAUAUCGAAAAUCAGUAUCUGAACUUUCUAGAAAUAGUUCUAUUCUUUCUCGGAAAAGUGCAAAAUUAAACUCAGAAAUAUUAAUUAAGAUGUCGGGCGUUCAAAAAAUAAAGUUAAAUGAUGAAAUUAAUUCAUUAGAGAAUGAUGCGAUUUUUUCUACAAAGGAUAAUAUUAUAUUGAAUUCUGAUUAUAAAUUGAACUUAAAGGAAUCCUGUAAUACUUUGGAAAAUACUAAAACAAAUAUGGAAAAUAUGUCUUUUUCUGGUGACUUGAAUGUUUUAGAUCCUUUAAAAAAAAAAGGUUCUGAUGAUUCUUUAAAACCUGCAUCUUUGGAGUUUAAGAAAUUAAAUACUUCUCCGACUUCCUUCCAUGAAUUUCAAAAUGUAUCUAGUAAGGUAAAAAACAAUUUUUCUAGCCAGUUUUCUACACCCAAAUCCUCAAUUAUCGAGGGAUCGCCGGAUUUUUCCGAUUUUUCUAAAGGAAAAUAUUCAUCUUCAGCUUCAUUUUCUAAUUCUUCAAAGAUGGAUUCUUUUAAGGCAGGAAUACUUGAUGCUAAAAAUAAUUUGCGCCCUUCUUUUAGGACAUCGUCUCCCAAGUAUGAUCCUUUUAAGGAUGAUAUUCUAAAUGCAAAAGAAUCUCUUAAAUCAUUUUCUGCAUCUCCGCGAGAAAAAUCUGAUAUUUUUAAGGAACGCCUUUUGGAAGCAAGAUCUUCUUUAGGAAAACCAGGAAGUUCUAGUUGUAAAUCCUCUAUUGAAGAUUCUUUGCCUUUAAGAUUUAAAAAAUCAUAA
Molecule: messenger RNA, 1632 nt
Organism: Pneumocystis murina B123
Lineage: Eukaryota; Fungi; Ascomycota; Pneumocystomycetes; Pneumocystales; Pneumocystaceae
Exons: 9
Coding region: 1-1632 (543 amino acids)
Source: RefSeq, a predicted model, not a curated record